UUGGCUUCAUACAUUACGUGUACUGAGCUGUAGCGAUAAAGAGCGGGAAGGUCGCGCCUGAAAAGCUCGUGUCUUGUUCGAAGUUCGGUCAUCGACACUUGUUAAACUAAUAAUGGCAGACGAAAAGUUAACUAUAGAAAGACACAUCUCUAACGGCGAACCUUCCCGUUCUGACCCGGAGGUGAGUAACGCCGGACCAGAAACAUGCCUGAAGAAGUUUAAACGGUUUGCCAUGGCGAAUUUACUUGUGAUCCUGACUGUGGCUGCUGUCAUCAUCGGCGUUUUUAUUGGACUCGGAGUGCGCCAGGCUAACCUCACCCAAACGCAGGUGAUGCAUUUCGGCUUUCCCGGAGAACUCCUGAUUCGCCUGCUGAAAAUGAUCAUCAUUCCCCUGGUGGUGUGUAGCCUCGUGUCCGGGGCUGCUAGCUUGGACCCUAAAGCUUUGGGGAAGCUCGGUGGCUGGGCCAUGCUGUUCUUUCUAGUGACCACACUCAUCUCAUCGGCAAUCGGCGUUAUCAUGGCGUUCAUCAUCCACCCUGGGACAUCACAGGGAGGCAACAUAAAGAUGAGUUACACUGACGAGGGAGUACCUGAAAGCAAGGAGGUGGUGGACUCGUUUUUAGAUUUAAUAAGAAACAUUUUCCCCUCCAACCUGGUGUCUGCUGCUUUUCAGUCGUAUGCUACUGGUUACAAGUUUGUGAAGUUGAACAAUACCAACAUGACUUUGGAAAAGGUUCCAGUGGGUACAGAUGUGGAUGGUAUGAACAUUCUGGGCCUCAUCGUGUUUGCUAUGGCUUUUGGCGUGGCCUUGAGGAAAUUGGGAGCGGAAGGGGAGAUUCUGAUUAAGUUCUUUAACUCCUUCAACGAGGCUACCAUGGUGCUCGUGUCCUGGAUCAUGUGGUACGCCCCUCUGGGUAUCAUGUUCUUGGUGGCUGCCAAGAUCGUCGAGAUGGAGGAUGUAGGCUCACUGUUUGCCAGCUUGGGAAAGUAUAUCGCCUGCUGCGUGAUUGGUCAUGCGGUGCAUGGCCUGGUCGUCUUGCCACUAAUUUACUUUGUGAUCACUCGGAAGAACCCCUACACUUUUCUCAUGGGCCUGAUCACCGCUUUGGCGACCGCUUUCGGAACCUCGUCCAGUUCUGCAACACUACCUUUGAUGAUGAAGUGUGUCGAGGAGAACAACGGCGUAUCCAAGCAAAUCAGUCGCUUCAUCCUACCGAUCGGCGCCACCGUCAACAUGGACGGAGCCGCUUGCUUCCAGUGUGUGGCUGCUGUCUUUAUCGCACAGUUAAAUAACGUCUCGCUCAACUUUGUCCAAGUUAUCACCAUACUGGUGACUGCUACGGCAUCAAGUGUGGGUGCUGCGGGGAUCCCUGCUGGAGGUGUGCUGACGCUCGCCAUCAUCCUGGAGGCAGUGGGAUUGCCAACUAAUGACCUCUCUCUCAUCCUGGCUGUCGACUGGCUUGUAGAUCGCACCUGCACGGUCAUUAAUGUGGAAGGCGACGCCUUUGGAGCCGGGUUGCUGCAGUACUUUACCGAUCGUACCAGCAAGAAGGAGGUGAUGGAGCUGAGCGAGGUACACGCGACAGAUCCCCAGGAUCCACCGAGACCAGAGCAAUCUCCUCUACUCAAGAAACGUGCCGAAUUGGAAAACCCUAGUUCUCAUGGCUCGGAAAAAGAGUCUGAAAUGUAGACGAACACAUGGUUCGAUUCAUUCAUGCAU
This is a messenger RNA of Clarias gariepinus (North African catfish), 1720 nucleotides long. It is a transcript of the gene slc1a5, whose product is annotated as solute carrier family 1 member 5. Gene Ontology annotation, cellular component: plasma membrane. Gene Ontology annotation, molecular function: L-aspartate transmembrane transporter activity; neutral L-amino acid transmembrane transporter activity; symporter activity. The transcript has 8 exons. Gene Ontology annotation, biological process: L-aspartate import across plasma membrane. NCBI's taxonomy places the organism in Eukaryota, Metazoa, Chordata, Actinopteri, Siluriformes, Clariidae. The coding region runs from base 113 to 1690 and encodes 525 amino acids. The record is from RefSeq and is a predicted model, not a curated record.